Molecule: messenger RNA, 1809 nt
Organism: Solanum tuberosum (potato)
Lineage: Eukaryota; Viridiplantae; Streptophyta; Magnoliopsida; Solanales; Solanaceae
Gene: BRP1
Product: bromodomain-containing RNA-binding protein 1
Molecular function (GO): protein binding
Source: RefSeq, marked provisional
AUGGCAUCCGCCGUCUUAGCUAGCCGGAAUGAAUCUAGCUGGGCUCAGUCUGGUGGUGCCGGUGGUGGAUUCAUGGGGAAAACCCCUUUUUCUCAUACACAACUGAACCCUAAUCACAACCCUAACCCUAAGAAGAAGCAGAAGCAAUUCCAUCACACCUCUAAUGGUCGGCAUAUUGAUGAAUCGCCGGCCGUGACGCAAACAGCGUCUGAUGAUGCCUAUUCGUUCAAUCAACGGCCGAUUGAAUCAACGACCAACGUUGACGGCCUUAAUUUCGGAGGAUAUUUGACUUUUAACGUCGUCUCUUACAACAAAGGCGAGGUCAAUGAGCUACGGAGUCGGCUGUUGGCGGAGGUCGAACAGAUCCGAAACCUCAAGGAUCGAAUCGAAUCCGGUCAAUUGAGCACCACCAACCCCAGAUCACAAGGCAAAUCGAAGAAACUAUCUGGAAAUAAACGGCCUACCCCUUCCGGAUCCAGUAAAGAUCCGAAAAAGCUCCCAAACGGAGUUGAAAAUAGGAAUUUUGGUAAUCCUGUUGGUGGUGGUGGUGUUAAGGCCAUCGGAACGGAAAGUAUGAUGAAGGAAUGUAGGCAGAUUUUGGCAAAGCUGAUGAAGCAUAAAAAUGGGUGGAUUUUCAAUAUCCCUGUUGAUGCUGAAGCCCUGGGUCUUCAUGAUUACCACCAAAUUAUUAAGCGACCCAUGGAUUUGGGGACGGUUAAAUCAAAUUUGGCUAAGAAUUUUUACCCUUCCCCUUUUGAAUUUGCUGCUGAUGUAAGGCUUACUUUCAAUAAUGCCUUGUUGUAUAACCCUAAAACAGAUCAAGUUAAUGGCUUCGCUGAGCAGCUUCUCGGACGAUUUGAGGACAUGUUUAGACCGCUCCAGGAUAAAAUGAAUAAGCUUGAAGGCGGCAGGAGGGAUUAUCAUCCUGUAGAUGAGUUGCAGGGGAGUUCUUGGAAUCACAUACCUACGCCCGAGAGAGUGAAGAAACCCAAGGCUACUCCAGUCCCUCACAUUUCAAAGAGGCAAGAGCGGAUGCAAAAUCAUUCUAGUGCGUCAACACCCUCUUUGCCAGUGCCACCACCCAAUCCACCAGCCCGGCAGCAGUCCCCAUUGUCAACUCCUUCCCCAGUGAGGGCACCACCCUCGAAGCCUGAAUCAGCUGCUAAAGUUCCUGCUAUGGGAAAGCAACCUAAACCGAGGGCCAAGGAUCCAAAUAAAAGAGAGAUGAAUAUGGAGGAGAAGCAUAAAUUAGGAGUUGGGUUGCAAAGUUUGCCACAAGAGAAGAUGCCGCAGUUGGUGCAGAUUAUAAGGAAGAGGAAUGAACAUUUAGCCCAAGACGGUGACGAGAUUGAGCUCGACAUUGAGGCCCUUGACACCGAGACUCUAUGGGAGCUUGAUCGGUUUGUGACCAAUUGGAAGAAGAUGGUGAGCAAAACUAAGAGGCAGGCAUUGAUGAUUAACAAUUUGGGACCACCAUCCGCCAGUGCUGCAGCUUCUGCUGCAACUACAUCCGUCGCCGAAGCAGAUGGGCCUACCACUAGUGAGAAAAAUGAUUCCUUCAAAAAGCCCAAAAAGGGUGAUGUUGGAGAAGAGGAUGUAGAGAUAGAGGAUGAUGAACCAGCUACCCAUUUUCCUCCAGUGGAAAUUGAGAAGGAUGAAGGUGGUGGGCGGGAUCAAGAGAAUGGUGGUGGUGGUAGUAGUAGCUCUAGUAGUUCUAGCAGCUCAAGCAGUGGCUCCUCCUCUUCUAGUGAUUCUGAUUCAGGAAGUUCAUCCGGAAGUGACUCUGAUGCUGAUGAUGCACACUCUUGA